AUGGAGAAAUACUGCAUAUCGUUCACUAAGGAAGACGCUCGGGGCAUUCAUCACCCGCACGAUGACGCAUUGGUCGUCACCCUCAUGAUCACAAAUCGCAGAGUAUUUCGCAUCCUCAUUAACACUGGAUCAUCUGCAGAUGUACUAUUCACUCAAGCGUUCGACAAAAUGGGGGCCGAACGAUCGGCUUUACGGCCGGUUCACACCCCAUUGAUCGAAUUCUCAGGAGGACAGAUCCUCCCUGAAGGAGUCAUUUCACUGCCCCUCACUACUGGCAACUCUCCGCACCAGGCAACAGUAAUGGUCGACUUCCUGAUAGUCAACCAACCAUCAGUCUACAAUGCUAUACUCGGCCGACCCUCUCUGUGCCUUCUCCAAGCUGUGGUAUCGAUGUACCAUCUCUCCAUGAAAUUUUCGACCGAGUCGGGAGUAGGAGUCGUAAAAGGUGACCAACAGGACUCACGGCGCUGCUAUGCGACGGUCGUGAAGGCUCUAACCGAGGUAACCACGAUUGAAUCGUUGGACCCUCGGGCUAAGACACAUGAGCGAGGACAACCAGUAGAAGACCUUACCCAGUGCCCUUGGACGAGACAGACGAGUUCAAAACAUUACAGAUUGGCUCGUCUCUACAAUCGCCCCUGA
Messenger RNA from Magnolia sinica, 642 nucleotides. RefSeq lists its product as uncharacterized. The record is from RefSeq and is a predicted model, not a curated record. The transcript has a single exon. The coding region runs from base 1 to 642 and encodes 213 amino acids. Lineage: Eukaryota; Viridiplantae; Streptophyta; Magnoliopsida; Magnoliales; Magnoliaceae.